CCCGAGGAAGAGGGCGAGCCGCGGGGCCGGUCCAGGAGGGAAGUGCGACGUGUCCCCUCGGCUGGCUCUUAAACCUUCCCCUUUUCCCCCCUUUCGCUGCCUCCGUCCCUCGCCGCCUCUCCGAGCCCGGCCCCGCUGGAAGGAGCUGCUCUCUGCCCUCGCGCUCUCGCCCUCCCUCGCGCUCCAGCCGGGACUCUGCAGCAACAUGUCCGAGAACAAGAAGCAAAGGAUGAAUCUCCAUAGGUCUACUAAUGUGGUAUACCAGGCCCAUCACGUCAGCAGAAGUAAGAGAGGACAAGUUGUGGGCACAAGAGGCGGAUUUCGUGGCUGUACAGUAUGGCUUACAGGUCUUUCUGGUGCUGGCAAGACAACCAUUGGGUUUGCACUUGAAGAAUACCUUGUGGCUCACGGCAUCCCGUGCUACUCUCUUGAUGGAGAUAACAUCCGCCAUGGUCUCAACAAAAAUCUAGGGUUCUCUGCUGAUGACCGAGAAGAAAAUAUCCGCCGUAUUGCUGAGGUUGCUAGGCUGUUUGCUGAUGCUGGCUUGGUUUGCAUAACUAGCUUCAUUUCUCCUUUUGCAAAGGAUCGCCAGAAUGCACGUAAGAUUCAUGAAAUUGCUGGACUCCCUUUCUUUGAAAUCUUUGUAGAUGCACCUCUGAAUAUCUGCGAGAGCAGAGACGUGAAAGGCCUUUACAAAAAAGCACGAGCUGGAGAAAUCAAAGGAUUUACUGGAAUUGACUCAGACUAUGAGAAACCAGAAGCACCUGAACUUGUUUUGAAAACCAACUUAUUUUCGGUGACUGAAUGCAUCCUCACCAUUGUGCAGCUCUUGCAAGAGCAGAGCAUUGUUCCUCCAACGGCCAUCAAGGAUGUCCUUGAACUAUUUGUGCCUGAAAAUAAAAUAGAACAAGCUCGAGCUGAAGCCAAUACACUGCCUUCUGUAAAGAUUACCAAGCUGGAUCUACAGUGGGUUCAAGUCCUGGGUGAAGGCUGGGCCACCCCACUCAAAGGCUUUAUGCGGGAGAAAGAAUACUUGCAAGUUAUCCAUUUUGGGACCUUGCUGGAUGGAAGGGGUAGAGUUGAUAUAGCCGAGCUUGAUGGUGUUAUUAACCUGAGCAUUCCCAUCGUACUUCCAAUAUCUUCGGAAGACAAGAAACGACUGGAAGGUUGCAGUGCAUUUACCUUGGAGUACAAUGGGCGGAGGGUGGCAAUACUCAGAAAUCCAGAAUUUUUUGAGCAUAGGAAGGAAGAACGUUGUGCACGUGUUUGGGGGACCACAUGUGCAAAGCACCCACAUGUGAAAAUGGUGAUGGAAAGUGGAGAUUGGUUGGUUGGUGGAGAUCUCCAUGUGCUAGAGAGAAUAAAAUGGAAUGAUGGACUGGACCAGUACCGCUUGACACCCUUGGAGCUGCGGCAGAAGUUCAGAGAAAUGAAUGCUGAUGCAGUAUUUGCAUUCCAGCUUCGCAAUCCAGUACACAAUGGACAUGCCUUACUGAUGCAGGAUACCAAACGCCGCCUUCUAGAACGAGGCUACAAGUAUCCCGUGCUGCUCCUGCAUCCUCUUGGCGGAUGGACCAAAGAUGAUGAUGUGCCCCUCGAUUGGCGCAUGAAGCAGCAUGCUGCCGUGCUGGAGGAGCAAGUGUUGGAUCCAAAAUCCACAGUUGUCGCAAUUUUCCCUUCUCCCAUGCUGUAUGCCGGACCAACAGAGGUCCAGUGGCACUGCAGAGCUCGAAUGAUCGCUGGAGCUAACUUUUACAUUGUGGGCCGAGAUCCAGCUGGGAUGCCCCACCCAGAGACCAAGAAAGACCUGUACGAACCCACACAAGGUGGAAAGGUGCUGAGCAUGGCUCCGGGAUUGACCUCUGUGGAAAUCAUUCCCUUCCGAGUAGCUGCGUACAACAAAGUACAGAAAGCAAUGGUUUUCUAUGAUCCAGACAGACACAAUGAAUUUGACUUCAUUUCUGGCACACGCAUGAGGAAGUUGGCCCGCGAUGGUGAAAACCCUCCUGAUGGAUUCAUGGCUCCAAAAGCAUGGAAGGUGUUGACAGAAUACUACACAUCCCUGGGGAAAAAUAAUUAAUUUUUGUUUUUACCAAAGAGUGCCUUCGUUUUUUCAAAAAAAAUGAGCCCCCUUCUGUUUGAUUUAUAUGCUAUUAUACUUCAUCUACUUUGAUUUGUUUUCCCUACUGUAUUUUGUGGGCAUUUUCUUCAUGAAGUCAAUAGUGGUUCUCGUUCAACUGUUUUCCACUCUGAAUUUACUAGAGUCUUCUAUACAUUUCAGAAGAAGAGCCACAAAGGGGAUUUGAUUGUACAUAGACCAAUGUAGAUUUAGGGUAUGGGAGUGAAAAGCCAUAUUAUGAUUUGUCAAGAGCCUUUGGGAACUGGGAUGUCUCAAUUAUGCAGUUGAAAACUAUUUAUCUGUUCUUUGAUGCUCUUCAUUGGCUGCAAAGGACAAACAAGCCAGACAUAAUGGCUGGUGCUGAAUUCCAAUUCUCUCUUUCUAUUUUCCAAAACAACACAGCUUUUUUACUUCCCUUUCUGAGUAUUUCGUGAUACCAGCAUGUUUUAUUUUGAUUUUCCAUAGAAAGAUUGGGAAUUGGUACCCCAAGUCAUCAGGGUACCUCCUUAAGGGUAACAAUUCACAACAUUCCAAUGUUUCUUUCGCUGUUUUAGGGCACAAAAAGGUUUACAGGUUGAGCAUACUUUAUCUGGAAUCCUGACAUCCAAAAUCAUGCAUGUUGGAGGCUGAGAUAGUGCUUUCGCAUGUUUCAACACAUGCCCAAAAUGAGCCGUGAUGGCACAAUGGGUUAAACCCUCGUGCCUGUUGAACUGCUGCCUUGAAGGUUGGCAGUUCAAAUCCGCGAGAUAGGGUGAGCUCCCAUCUGUCAGCUCCAGCUUCCCAUGCGGGGACCUGAGAGAAGCCCCCUGCAGGAUGGUAACACAUUUGGGCACCCCCUAGGCAACUAUUCUCUCACACCCUCAAUUUGCUUCUGACAUGAUAAACAAUGCCCAAAAUAUUAAAAUAUUGUGUAUAUAAUUAUUUUCAGGCUAUGUAUAUAAAGUGUGUAUGACAUAUCAAUGAAUAUCCUGUUUAGGCAUGACUUCAAUCUCCAAGAUAUCUCCUUAAGCAUAUGCAAUUACUCAGAAAUCUGGAGGGAAAAAACCCUAAAAUAUGGAACACUUCUGAUCUCAAGCAUUUUGGAUGUAGCCCCCAGUGGCGCAAUGGGUUAAACCCUUGUGCUGGCAGGACUGCUGACCAAAAGGGUGGCAGUUCGAAUCCAGAGAGUGGGGUGAGCUCCUGUCUGUCAGCUCCAGCUUCUCAUGCAUGGACAUGAGAAAAGCCUCCGACAGGAUGAUAAAACUUCCAGGCUCCCUUGCAGACGGACAAUUCUCUCACACUAGAUGCAACUUGCAGUUUCUCAAGUCGCUCCCGACAUGAAAAAAAAAGCAUUUUGGAUUAGGAAUACUCAAUCUGUAUCAUUUUAGGAUGGUGAUUUUCACUGCUUUAAGGAAAUUGGAAGUUUCUGGGAAGUGUUUCAAGGUUGAGUAGUGGUGGCAGGGUUACCACAAAACAUUUUUCUGCCUUUGGCAGAGACACAAGUGGUACUCUUCCCCAAAUCAAAUUGCACAUUCCCCUAAGCCAGGCAUUUUACUACCUAAGGUAAAUAAGAAUCUCUUCCCCAAUUUAUGAAAUAAAAUUGGAUUGUGCUGGUCAUUUGUCUAAGCACUGGCCCAAAAUCCAAAUUGCAAGUUUCAAAAAAUAAAUCAGGAUUUCCUUUUUUUCUCUAUGCAAACGAAUAAAAAUUAUUUGCAAAGACUGUGAAAUGAUUGCCUUGUUUUGUGUAGCAAUUGUUCAAUGGUGACAGUUUUGUAGUCUUAACAUUAUAGUACUGAAUGCUUAAAUGUUACCAGCUUGUAAAGCUUUUCAAUCCUUAGAAAAAAAAAAGAACUAAAAAUGUGUCUUAUUGCACACACUUUGUGUAAAUCGAAUGCAGCCUUUGGACAAAUCAUCCCAGGCAUGCAACCUGCACUCUGUACUUACAUGGGAGCCACACUGCACUAAAGGUAUCGCACCCCAACAGUGCCAGGUGGAGGGCUCCCAUUGCAAUAUUGCUAGCUAAUGUAUAUUGACAACAGUGCCUUUUAUAACCAAGCCCUCUGGAAGGGACCUUGAAAACCGAUGUAAUCUUGCCAUUUUUAAUUUAACUGAAUGUUUAAAUAGUGCUGAUAUAUUUUCUCUUUUUUAAAAAUCUGAUAAUACUAUGUUCACGAUCAUGUCCAAAUACAUGUGUUGUACUAUUCCUUUUAAAUUUGAAAGCCUGUAACAUUUUAUAGCAUAUUUAUUACAGACGUCAGACUGGAAAUGUAUGCCUUUGCUGAUACUGCUCUUGAGUAAAAUAGCUACUGAAUUUGGUCUUUUAAUAAAAUUCACUUUUAGCAUCAAUAAA
Messenger RNA from Anolis sagrei ordinatus, 4448 nucleotides. Lineage: Eukaryota; Metazoa; Chordata; Lepidosauria; Squamata; Anolidae. The record is from RefSeq and is a predicted model, not a curated record.